Messenger RNA from Lathyrus oleraceus (garden pea), 660 nucleotides. RefSeq lists its product as uncharacterized. The record is from RefSeq and is a predicted model, not a curated record. The coding region runs from base 1 to 660 and encodes 219 amino acids. The transcript is spliced from 2 exons. NCBI's taxonomy places the organism in Eukaryota, Viridiplantae, Streptophyta, Magnoliopsida, Fabales, Fabaceae.
AUGGAGGAAGCUGAAAAGGUUAAAGAGGAUGAAAUUGAGAAAAGGAAGGUGGAAUUGAAAAGGAGGAGAGUGAAAAUCAAGGUAUUGCUAAAAGGUGAAAAAUGGAGAUUGACUCAAGAACAUAUCAACAUGACAGAGAAAGAGGAGACGGUUGAACCGUCGGAACUUCCACCAAAGAUGAAGGAUCCAGGAGAGUUCAACAUCACUUGCACCAUUGGUGGGUUAAAAAUCCCACAUGCUUUAUGUGACUUAAGAUCGAGCAUCAAUGUCAUGCCGCUAAGAAAAUUUAAGAGAUUGGAGAUAGGAGAGAUAACAUCGAGCAACAUGACACUUACUUUGGUUGAUUCAUUUGUGACUUGUCCGCUUGGUGUUGUACAAGAUGUGCUAGUUCAUGUCAUUGGUUUUACCUUCCCUGCAAACUUUGUGGUGAUCGACAUGAAAAAUGAUUUGGAAGGGUCAGUAAUUCUCGGGCGCCCGUUCUUGGCAACCAGGAAGGCAAAAAUAGAUGUGGAGACAGGUGAAUUGAUCUUUAAGUUUGAUAAGGAGAAGGUGUUGUUUCAUACGAUAUCAUAUGUGGAGGAUCUUGAGACAUGCUAUCAAUUGAAAGAGGAAGGUAGAGAAGUUCACAAGAGUGUGAAAAAAGAGUUUUCACUGGCGUGA